Molecule: messenger RNA, 1593 nt
Organism: Phycodurus eques (leafy seadragon)
Lineage: Eukaryota; Metazoa; Chordata; Actinopteri; Syngnathiformes; Syngnathidae
Product: dual specificity tyrosine-phosphorylation-regulated kinase 4-like
Biological process (GO): peptidyl-serine phosphorylation; peptidyl-threonine phosphorylation
Cellular component (GO): nucleus
Molecular function (GO): protein serine/threonine/tyrosine kinase activity; protein serine/threonine kinase activity; ATP binding
Source: RefSeq, a predicted model, not a curated record
AUGAGCCCACCAAUUUGUGUUUCACUGCAGCACAAAAAAAUGUUUACUUUCAAUCAGCUUGACAUUAGUCAAGUCUUCAAGCAGAGGUGCUUGGGACUUGAAAAGACAGCACACGGGAGGAGGUUCCCAAAACGACAAUGUAUCUACAGAGCGAUGUUACAACCCAACAAGAUCUGUCCAACAUCAAGAAAUAACAAGGACCACCGAAAGUCAAUAAAAUGUGCUGAAAAAAAACAGAUAUCUCCACCGUUAAAUCCUCCUCAGAAAACUGAAUAUGGGUUAAUUUGUCAAAAGAUCAGCUACCCACAAAACCAUAUGCAUCAACAAGGAAUCUCCAAACCCUCAAUUCAGACAUUCAAAACAACCAUCAAGAACAAAAUUUUCACUUUCAACUUACCAAGUAUGACAUGUGAAAGUAUUCUUAAAGAUAACAAAAGAUAUUUGACACCAUAUGAGCAGAUUGAAAUUAAAGAAUACAGAAAAGUCUGGUACGUAGGAAAAAAGGAUACUAAAAUUCGUACACAAACCACAUCUGAGGAGGCCAGGUCAUUUGAUGAUGACCAAGGAUUCUACAAAUCAAGGAUUGGUGACCACUUGGCUUACCGUUUCGAAAUAUUGAGGGUGAUAGGAUCAGGAUUUGCUGGAAAAGUCCUCAAGUGUAAGGACCACAAGACAACAAUGCUCGUGGCAGUCAAGGUCUUUCGAAACACAACUGAGGGUCAUGGGUUUGCAGAGGCAGAACUAAAAGUUUUAAAGACCCUGCAAAAGUUAGACAAGAGCAACAAAGCCAAUAUAGUUCACAUGAAGGAGUACUUUUACUUCCGCAACCAUCUGUGCAUCACCUUUGACCUCUUUGAAAAGGACCUCUUUAAAGCCUUAAUGCAGAGCAAAAUGCGCCGACUCCAUGACGGGGACAUUAGAAAAUAUGCCACAGAUGUGCUUAAGUGUCUUCUAGUGCUUAAAGGCAUGAAGAUUGUUCAUGGUGACCUGAAACCUGAAAACAUUCUAUUAGACAAGGAAAACAAUGCUGCAGUGAGCGAUUUUGGAGGCUGCAUUUUUUUGAAAGACAAUGAUAGACCAACGAUUUACACUCUACCGUACAUGUCUCCAGAACUGCUCCUCGGCAAAACAUCUACCCCAGCGACUGACAUGUGGAGCCUCGGCUGUAUGUUGGCUGAACUCGACAGAGGCUACGCUCUCUUUGGUGGCCAUACCAAAGCAGACAUGUUCUACUCCAUCACAAGAGUUCUUGGCCUCCCACCAAUAGAAAUGCAGGUUGAAGCAAAUGAAAAAAAAUUCCGCAUUGGCAGCCCGGACAUUGAAUCCUCAAAACUGCAUAAAAAUACACUGGCCAUAAGGAUAAGGUCAAGCAAUCCAAAGUUUCUGGAUUUCAUUUCGUACUGCUUGGAAUAUGAUACAAAGAAACGCCUAACACCAGAACAGGCUUUGCGUCAUCCAUGGAUCCUAAACACAGAUGCGCCGAAACCAAUGAAGACAACUAUUAAAAUGAGUGUCAAAGCAGCCAAAACCAGCUUACUAAAGAGAGACAAAAUUGCACCACCCCUGUUGCAGCCAUUGGUACUACAUAAAUAG